AUGGCGCUACAAAUCAACCCUUGGUGUUCCUUCUCCGCGAGACCCAAUCAUCUUCAUCAUCUAUUCGCGACCAGAAACCCUAGAUUCGCAAUCAAAUGUCAGAAUUCCCAAAUCGAACCCGAGACGACAGAGGAUCAACCGGGGAAAUCGAGCUCAUCCGGAAUAGGAUUCGGGUCACCGGCGAAGAAAGGGAAAGGAAAGAGAGAGGUGCUUCGUCGUCCUCCUGUUGAGAAACCGGUGUUUAUCAGCGAAGAAGGAGCUGCCAAGGCAGAUGAGCUGAGAAGGAACGAGAAUGCGUUUCUUCUUACGUGGCUUGGCCUUGGUAUCGUCAUCCUCAUCGAAGGCGUUGUUCUUGCCGCUUCAGGAUUCCUCCCAGAAGAGUUGGAUAAGUUGUUUGUCAAGUAUGUGUAUCCAGUGUUCACUCCAUCGGUUGGUUUGUUUGUGGCUGGGACAACUGCAUAUGGAGUUCUUAAGUACAUACAAAAUGAGAAACUCAAGGAUCAAAAGUGA
Microthlaspi erraticum is the source of this 510-nucleotide messenger RNA. Lineage: Eukaryota; Viridiplantae; Streptophyta; Magnoliopsida; Brassicales; Brassicaceae. The record is from the annotation of a GenBank genome assembly.